Molecule: messenger RNA, 1301 nt
Organism: Chara braunii
Lineage: Eukaryota; Viridiplantae; Streptophyta; Charophyceae; Charales; Characeae
Source: the annotation of a GenBank genome assembly
CGACCCCGUCAUCACCCGAAGUAGAUCGGUUAAUCGACGGGCAGCCAACAUGAAUGCUAAUGCAAAGAAUCUGAAUCCGCAGCAGAAUGUUAAUCGACCAAAUCCUAAUCAACCCGCCCCACGAGCACGGGCUCCCAUGACGCCACCUGAUCUUUAUCUGUUCGACCUUGCACAUCAUCUCGCAGGAUUUUGGUUGGCCACGCUCCGAGCACAGCAGUGUGACGAUAACGAAGCUCAGGUAAACAUUCCCGCUCGCUUAGGAGGAGACGCUCAUCACUGGUUUAGUACCUAUGUAUGGGUAGAUCUUCCGACCUUCGAACGAGAUUUUCUGAAUCGAUUCGAUUAUGUCCAUCCUGAGCAAGCACUUUAUAUGAUCAAAGACCGGGUGCAAAAACCUUUCGAGUCUAUCGCAGAGUAUCGAAACCGGUUCUACCGAAUGUUUAUAAAGACUGAGCGAGGCGAGCAAGUCGGGAGAGAUUUGUUUAUUGAUGGGCUUCGUAGCCGGACGAUAAGGGCGAAGCUGCGAAAGCAGUUCUCCCCCAUCAAUCACACGCUGCAACAGAUCAUGGCCGCUGCAGAGGACAUGGAACGAAAGUUCGCGGCGAACUUCCUGGAAGGAGAAGACUAUCCUAAGGAAGGGGAUUCGUUCGAACUCGCAAGGGCAAGAGCUGAGUUGGCCGCGUUGCAGAACAAGUUCGAGAAUAUGGGAUUUGCGACUGGCCCGGUCACCUAUCUGGAAAAGAUAGCCCCUAAACGACCCGCCCCGCGUGUAAUCCUAAGUGUCCCUGUUCCUGUAAUACCGGCACUUGUAAUGAUGGCACCCCCGCCACCGAUUGAGAACCCGUGGUCGGCGUGCUUGGAGGAGCUAGGAAGCGGCCGCAACCCACCGUCACGGCGCGAUUAUCUGGACCCGCACAAAAUAGUCGAUCUCGCCUUCUUUCAAGAUCGAACGGCCUCCGAGAACGAGGAGGUAGAAAUUGAAGCGGAGGAGGAAAGCUCGGAAGAAGAAGAAGAAGCCGAAGAAGAGGCCGACGAGGAAGAAACUCCCGAAGAGGGGAGUUAUAGUGAGCACAGCGAAGGGGAGCAAAGUGAGGAGGAGGAGAAGGAAGAAGAGCAAGACGACGAGGAGGAAGAAGAAGGAGACCAGGAGCAGCUGGAAGAGUCGGAGUGGGAAGAUUUUGAGGAGGAAGUGCGUGACGAGGCUCGGGCGCAGGCCCAGGCGCAGAAAAAGAAAGAGAUCGUGGCCAGGAAGCGAUAGUUGGAAUUCGCCAGCGCAGCCGAUCAGCCGCUCACCGAAGAUC